Molecule: messenger RNA, 2005 nt
Organism: Neurospora crassa OR74A
Lineage: Eukaryota; Fungi; Ascomycota; Sordariomycetes; Sordariales; Sordariaceae
Product: major royal jelly protein
Exons: 1
Coding region: 31-1473 (480 amino acids)
Source: RefSeq, a predicted model, not a curated record
AAGUCAGAUCCAUCAUCAUCAUCGGUCAACAUGGCCCGCUUUGCUCUCACAGCCCUCGCUUUCCUCCUCUUGGAGGUACUGGCAGUCAAUGCCGGCGAGGACAACAACGACAACUACCCCGUCUACGGAGGUGACGACGGUGACAGUGACAACAACCCCUACAACUUCACCAUCCUCGCCGAUUCCGGUGUCUAUGGUCCUCCUCUCGAGGUCGUCCACGCCUACUUUGGCGAGUGGCCCAACGGCGUGAGCGUCUCGAGCACCGGCCGUAUCUUCUCCAACUUCCCCGCCAUCGUGCUGGGCAACGUCAACAACGGCACGCCCGGGGUCUUUUCAGUUGCCGAACUCACCUCUCCCUCCACCGAAGAGGCCUAUCCCUCUGUGGAUAUCAACACCCCUCCCUGCCCCGGCGGUGCCGUGAAUCUGACGGACCCCGAAAACCCCGUCGGAUGCGGAAGUCCGGACGCCUUCAUUUCCGUGCAGAGCGUCCAGGUGGAUGCUGAAGACCGGCUAUGGAUUCUUGACACGGGAAGGCCGAUCUACACCUUGCCCGACGGCUCUGUCAUUCUCGUAAACUCCAGCUACGGCGGGCCCAAGCUCGUCGGCGUCGAUCUUUCCACCGACCUUGUGUUCCAAACCAUCCUCUUCCCUGAAGACGUCGUCUUUCCUGAUACGUCCUACAUUGACGAUUUCCGCAUUGACCUGAACCCCAGCCUGUCCAACACCACCGGCGAGGGCGUCGCUUACAUCACGGACACUUCCUUGUGGGGUGAUAACGCCAUCAUCGUCGUCGACCUCGGCACCGGCGACUCUUGGCGCCGAUUGGAAGGCGAUCCGUCUGUCGUGGCCGAACCCGGCUUCCUCCCUUUUAUCUGGGGUCAACCUCUCUACUUCACUGAGAACCCCGGCAACCCGCCGGAUGGCAACCUGACGAACACGACGCCGGCUUACCUCCCUGCGGGCGUGAACGGUCUCGCUCUCUCGGCCGAUGGCGAAACGCUCUUCUACGCCCCCCUCGCGGGCAGGAACCUCUACUCGGUGCCCACCGCCCUGCUGCGCGAGCCCGACGAUGCCGUCGAGGCGGAACUAGCUGCUGCGGUAGUGAACUAUGGCAAUACGGGAUUCAGCGACGGGUUGGAGACCGAUCCCGAGAGCGGAUUCAUCUACAAGGGAAGUUUCGAAGCGAAUGCCGUGGUGGCGUUUGAUGCUGAUACGGGCGUGACGCAGACGGUGGUGCGGGACCCGCGGCUGGGGUGGGUGGAUUCGCUCAGUGUGGCGGAGCUGGAAGAUGAGGAGACGGGAGAGACGCAGAGCUGGUUGUAUAUCUCGAGUGAUCAGUUUGAUCGGUCGUGGUGGUUCUGGGCGCCCGGAGCGCACUCGGGGGAUAUCCAGGAGAGGCCGUUUGGGUUGUUUAGGGUGCCGUUGCCGUUGCCUGACCCUGAUUGCGAAUAUGCGGAUACCGUUAACUACUAAGGUGUACCUCUAGGUACCCUAAUGGGGAAGGGACAUGUUCAAAGGUGGGAAGAGAAUGAAGGGAGAAACCAGAAUGUAUUGAACCAGGCAGGAAAGGAGGACAAGAGAGGCCAGUAUCAUAUCGGAGUACCUUCAGGUAAACGGAGUGGAGGGAAAACGAAUGUACGCAAGCCCAGAGUAAACGAAAGUAGCCGAAUAAUAAACUUGGUGGUUGAAAAACAAGAAGGGCAUGCACACCUAGGUACAUGACUGAAUCUGUUCAACAGACAGGGUACUUGACUGUGUGAUGAAGUGAGGAUGUAAAGGGAUGGGCGUCUCGGGGGAAGAUAAACAAAGGGCAGGCAGCCAAGUAUCCGGUCAGAAACAGGCCAGCUUGUGUCCGUCGUUUACUGCGGAGGCCAUCAUUGACCAAGUGUAGGUGGUUGUCCGCCAUCGCCAUCAAUCACUUGUGGACAGCUAGUAGGAUUUGGAUGAGAUCUGCUAUGUGGUGGCGUUGGUGGGCAGAGCAUGAGACCGUAAGGUGAUGGAGGGG